Messenger RNA from Ylistrum balloti, 2233 nucleotides. RefSeq names its product bromodomain-containing protein 7-like. Gene Ontology annotation, cellular component: nucleus. Gene Ontology annotation, biological process: regulation of transcription by RNA polymerase II. NCBI's taxonomy places the organism in Eukaryota, Metazoa, Mollusca, Bivalvia, Pectinida, Pectinidae. Bases 42 to 2120 code for a protein of 692 amino acids. The record is from RefSeq and is a predicted model, not a curated record. The transcript is spliced from 15 exons.
UGUCUUUGUCUGUCCUACAUUCGCAGGUGAAAUAUAUCAGGAUGGGUAAGAAGCACAAAAAACAUCAUAAGUCGGAACGACGGCAACGUGAAGCAAUGGAACCAGAAGAAGUUGCUGAACCUCCAUCAUUAAAGAUAGUUUUGAAGAAGUCAAAGAUAGAAGUAUUAGAGUCGGACAGUGAUAUGUACAACCCGAGUCCUGUCCUCGAGACUAGCAGCAGCAGUAAAAAACACAAACACAAGAAAAAGAAGAAGAAAAAAUCCAGUGACAGAGAAAAGAGUCGACACAGAGACGAGGGGAAACCAAGAAAACGUCACAGAGAAACUGAGGAAGAGUUUGAAGUUUCUCAAGAAGAGGAGGCACCUGUUGCCAAGCGACAAGUUUUAGAAGAUGUUGACAUUAGCGGCACAGGUGGGGAAGAGUCUGAAGCAGCAGAAGAGAAGUCUGAGAGAGGGAGUGCGACCCCAACAUCGCAAGGUGCAGCAGAACAUGGUGUACUUCGUAUCUGUCUUAAGCACAUACACAACAAUCUUCAGAGAAAAGACACCAAUGGGUUUUUUGCCAACCCUGUAAAUGACAUGAUUGCUCCCGGUUACUCUCUAAUUAUUCUCAGCCCUAUGGACUUCAGUACCAUGUUAGCAAAGAUCAAUACCUUUAAGUACAGAAAUGUUAUGGAAUAUAAGAAAGAUUUUGUGCUCAUGUGUAACAAUGCAAUGACCUAUAAUAGACCAGAGACGAUUUACUACAAGGAAGCUAAGAAACUACUUCACAUUGGGAUCAAAAUGAUGAGUAAAGAAAAGCUAUUGUUUAUGAAGAGAACAAUACCAUUUCUUGCAAGUUUACGUAAUGAAGAGCUUGGAAUUGAUGAGCCUGAUGAGACAAAGGAAGUGAUAGAAGCUAUUCAGGAAGAAGAACGACAGGAGAAGAAGAGACUAAAAGCCAGGGAAGGAAUUGGAAGAUAUGAAGCCCUACCUGAUAACCUGACACCAGAAGAAAUCCUUGCACAGGCCAAGGCAGCUGCUAAAGACGCUGCAGAUAUCCUUACGCUAAGAAAGCCUGACAGUAAAUUUGGAUUCCUUAGACAGAGAGAGGAUGGCAGUACAACAUUAAAUAUUAUGAACCCAGAAAAUGAUGGAACAGUCAGCGAAACAGAGCGAGUUGUCAACCUAGGAUCCCUGAUUGGAAGAUUGACAUCGGGGACCGGAGUACUCUCCAGUUAUAAAGAGGACAAACGUAAUAAAGUCACUCCAAUUAACUAUUUGAACUAUGGACCAUUCAGUAGCUACGCACCCCAUUAUGAUUCCACAUUCUCAAACAUAUCCAAGGAAGAAUCAGAUCUACUGUUGUCCACAUAUGGUGAUGAAACUGGCGUCCAAUAUGCCAGAAGCAUCAUGGACUUCACUGAGCAUUCUGGAGAUUAUGCGAUAGCUAUGGUGGAUAAUCUACUUGACAUCCUCACUAAAGGGGAACACAGUAAAACUCAAAAACUUCUAGAGGAGCAGAAGGCCCAGCAAGAGAUGCACACCCAGGAAAGUGUUGCUGAAUUACCAUCAGCAACUGCUGCUGAUAUUUCUUCCCUUCGGAGUCUUAGCCAGCUGGGGGUCGAUGUCUCCUUCCUGGACCAAUAUGAGAGUGAACCCCCCAAAGAUCCGAUUCAGGAAAAGUUGGACCAGACAGCCAGUCUUUUGAACGAUCUUCAGCAGACUCAAAGUGAACGUCUCAGCAGUAAACUGCCUCCUCAUCUAGCCCUUGUUCCUGGGCCGUCUGAGAAAGAACUCCAACUAGCCCAAAAAGUAACAAAAGAACUGAAGGAACUAGCGAAAUCGGCUAAUCCAAGAGGUGUAGUAAGUGUACAGGGAGUUCGUUCAGCCCUUGGAGUCAACUACUCACUUACAGGGGACACAAAUUUAGUAGCACCUGCCGUUCAAAUAGAGAACAAAUUGCCAAGUGAUGGACUUACAGACGAUACUCAAAUGAUCUUGGAUGACCAAGAUGGAAAUCAGUGCAAUAGCAUCAAUGACAAUGACUCGGAAGAUUUAGACAUAAGUGAAUUUUUGAAACUGCCAGCUCAUCUGACAACAAGCUUGGCUAACAGUAAUGAAAAUGCACUAAGUACAUAAUUAAUACUGGCAUAUUUUGUACAAACAUUAUCUAAAUUUUGUAAAAAACAAUAUCUGUUGUCGUCAUUAUAUCAUUUCCUUCAACAAUCUGCUUCAUAUCUCAUCUAAUUAAA